Messenger RNA from Ilex paraguariensis (yerba mate), 429 nucleotides. Lineage: Eukaryota; Viridiplantae; Streptophyta; Magnoliopsida; Aquifoliales; Aquifoliaceae. The record is from the annotation of a GenBank genome assembly.
AUGGACAAUAGUCCCGACCUUUAUUUGGCCCGACACCUUAAUCUCUUGAAUGCGUGUUUCAUCAAAUCCAUGGAGGUAGAACCAACCAUCCCUCCUCCCCUUCUCUCUGUCUCGCUCUUGUUCGACUCUUGUGUGCGAGGAAGUCUACCUCUCAGUUUUGUAGGGAUUGAAUUAGUGUGGAAGAAAAUGCAUCCUCCUUUAACACUACAUAGGCACCCAAUGUGCGCCCAAAUUAUUGAGCAGUUCCAGAAGUGUCAUCUAGACCAUCCGAUUGCAAAAUUCUUUGGGGAAUGCACAGAUCUUAAAUUAAAGCUUGAUCGCUGUUUCCGGCAGGAAAAAGCUUUGAAGCGGAAGGCAAAUUUUGAAGAGAGUAAGAAACUUAAAGAAAGGCUGCGAGCUUACAGGGAGGAGAAUGCUGUUAGAAACUAA